This is a messenger RNA of Dromiciops gliroides (monito del monte), 1973 nucleotides long. RefSeq names its product solute carrier family 7 member 6 opposite strand (gene SLC7A6OS). The coding region runs from base 92 to 1123 and encodes 343 amino acids. Lineage: Eukaryota; Metazoa; Chordata; Mammalia; Microbiotheria; Microbiotheriidae. The record is from RefSeq and is a predicted model, not a curated record. The transcript is spliced from 5 exons. Gene Ontology annotation, biological process: developmental process.
GGCGGGGAGGAAGCACGUACGUUGCGUCGGCGAAGACGGAGCUAAAGGGAAGUCCCGGCAUGCCCCGGGGAAGGCGAGUAGGCCAACGACGAUGGAGGCUGGUGCGGCGCCCGCCGUGCUGCGGGUGAGGCGGAAGCGCGGCGCGGAUCCCGCGGAGGCGCUCGUCCUAGCUUGUAAACGACCACGGAGCGGGGCCCCCGAGGAGGAGGCGGCGGUGGCCGCGAGGCCGGGGCCCGUGGAGGAGAAUGUCUUCAAGCUGGCGGCGACCGUGAGUUCCCAGGAUGAACCUGUUCAGAAGUAUGUCAGAGAAGCCAUCACCAGAGAGAGAGCCACCAGAGCCCUGAUUCCUUCACUGGAAAGCCAGCAGAGAAUCCGUCAGGAUCUCCUUGCGACAAAGCAGGUGACCCGGCAGAAUGACCGCUACCACCUGGUAUCCAAACACCGAGCCCCUUGUAUGGAGGGAGAAGCAGCCCUGCCUGCUGUGCAGGAUACCAGCAGGACUGAGCAAGGUGAGCUAGACCCUGAUGGUACCAAACCAAGCUCACAAAGAGAAGGCAACACAACAGAUGUCAGUUCGUCCUCUGCAGGAGAAUUCCAGCUGUUUGACAUCAUUCAUGAGAAAGCUGCUGAGAAAGAGACCCUCUCCAUUCCUGCCACCUGCUCUGAGAAAUCUGAUCCAGAUGUGAUACUUUGUAAUUCAGUGAAGAUGAUCCGUGAGCGGCUAGCCAUCUCCAAGGAUGGAAAAGGAACGGAGCACCGAGAGAAGGAAGAUGAUUAUGUCUAUGAUAUUUACUACAUGGAGACGCCAAAAUGGAUUGAAAACAUCCUGUCUGUGCAGCCCUACAAUCCGGAGUGGGAUCUGGUAGCUGAUGAACAUCAAGCAGAGGAAAUUGAUGAUGAUGAAGAUGAAGAUGAGAACAGUGAGAACCACUGGCGUAAUGAAUACCCUGAUGAGGAAGAAGGAAGCAGUGAUGGAGAGAGCACCAGAGGGUCUGAUGAAGAAUAUGGCAGCUUCAGUGACGGGGAAAGCAGUGUCAUCAGACCAAGAAGAUACAGUAAAUAUCCCUAUGAUGUGCUAAAGGAGUUUGAGUAUGACAGCUCCCAGGACCUAGAUUCAGACUGAGAACUGCUCAAGUAUUCGCCAGUUGCCUAAGGACAAGAAGCCCUUUGGUGGCUUUGGCCCUAGGCCUCAUCCUCUUUGCUGCUGACUCUGCCUCAGAGUGCUGUAACUUACUUGGAACUGGGAAAGGGGAGGAAAAAAUAAGCCUCUGGGGAUAUUUGGCUCAGGUCAAAUCGUGGCCUCCUGGCAAUUUUGUGUUACUAGGGACCGGAAACCCCUAAGAUAAAUCAGAGCUCCUUUGCCUCUAACUGCAGUAUCACACACUGAUAUGGGAAGAAAAUCUUCUUUGACCUGACACUGCCAGAAAAUAUUCUCCCUUCCCUGCCCUUUACUUUGACCCUUAAUCUGAAAGAUGUUCCCCUUCCAUGUAAAGAAUUGACUUGACUUGUUCAGAUCUACAGCAUUCCUAAGAUCGAAUCUUGGUGAGAAAAGUUAACUUUUAAAGCCAGUGAAUAAAGAGAUGUCACUACCAAGUUUCUCAUGACAGGGAUGAUCUUCCCCAACCUCUGUCCUCCCCACUGGAGGUGGCUCCUGAUCCAUGCUGCUGAGUGAGGCAUUUCUUUGUGAGCCUCUGGUGUUAGAGGCACAAACACUACGAAAGGCUGCACUUUAUCAACACAAAGACAAUGCAUGUUCACUAAGGUGGUUUCUAGUUGUAAAAAUCUGCAAGUAUUUAAAAAAAAAAGAAUCCAUGUUCGUCCUUUCUCCCCACUUCCCAUCUGUGGCCUUACUUUGAUCCUUGUUGAGUUGGGAGUCCUUUGGCAGAAAUACCGAGGAAGUUGUAUAGAUGUUUAUAUAUAUGUGAAUUUGAUGCACUGAUUGUAUUAAAAAUUAUUUUCAAACAUGAAAAAAA